Molecule: messenger RNA, 802 nt
Organism: Harmonia axyridis
Lineage: Eukaryota; Metazoa; Arthropoda; Insecta; Coleoptera; Coccinellidae
Exons: 3
Coding region: 84-629 (181 amino acids)
Source: RefSeq, a predicted model, not a curated record
CCAAGACAUUUUGACGUUCAAUUCAAGUUGACAUUUAAGUAAUCUUUCCAUUCGACUCGAUCGACUAAAUUCCAGUUUUAAAAAUGGGUGAUGAAACGGAUGAAAUGCCAUCCAUCAUAGAACCACCAUCGGAACCAGCAGCUCAAGAUGAAGGAGUUGAAGUCAAUAAAGCACAAAGUUUGAACGAAAACUUCUUUUAUAACACCAUGCUGGCAAGAGCUCUACUUCAAAUCCUACCCUAUAGAGAUAAACAGUGCGUGAAGAACUGGUUGGAUAGAUUAGCAGAUAUGGACCAAAGCGAUGACGAAUUGACUCUAAGACACGAGUAUAUGUGGUUCUUACUGCUCAUGAUGGAGACUAAGAAGAUCAGAGAACCCUUUAACGUGUUGCCACCCAAAGAAUUGGUACCUCUCAAAGAUGCUGUGCCUACAAAUGUGUACGAAGAAGUUCUUCUUUGGAAUGAUCAGACCAGUUUUUCUUCGGAAAAGGAGCCAGAAGGAAAGGCGCUAGCUGACAAGGGUCCUGUUCUGAAGAAUUCUUCACCUGCUAAGUUCUUGGACAAUCAACCCUGGCCAAAGCAGGGUGUUAUUUGUUACCUAGCUGCUUUUAGUGAUCGGGAUACUUACUGAGAUGUUUGUCUCUAAAAUGAAUAUAUUUUCUCUUUCCAUCCAUUUUGAAUUGAUUCAAUAAAUUAAUGUUUGUUUGGUAGUUAGCUCAUAAAUGUCUUUAUAACGAUACUUUCAAUGAACAUUUUUAUUUGUCAAUACUUACUUAUAGUGCAAUUGAUAAAAUCUUGUUGACG